CACGCAUAUCAGGCAUUCCAGAAGAAGCACUCUGCUUAUUGCCCGGAGCCUUCAAGAUUACCUUCAUUAUAUUCUUCACCGAGCGUGCAGUUCUACUGGCAUCUUCCGAAGUGGCAUAUAGGAGACCAUGGCCAAACAGCAGCCUAAUUUUAUUCUCGGCUGGGCGAGCUUUGGCUCUCCCGAAGAUCCUACGACCAAAACGCACACAUCAGCUCAAGCAGAAGUCCUAUUCAACGUCCUUACAUCCUAUGGACAUAGCACUAUUGACACCUCACGACGAUAUCCCCCUACAAAACCAGGCACAAGCGAAGAGGUCAUUGGCGCUACGCUCUCGUCUACUGAGACUGCUUCCAAUAUCGUCAUUGAUACCAAGGUCCUUUCUGCGCCAGGGUGCCACAAGCCAGAGAACAUCGUCAAGUCAAUCGCCGACUCUCUCAACGCUCUGGGCGUCUCUUCCGUGCAUACAAUCUACCUACAUUUCCCAGACCGGACACAGCCACUGACAAAUCCUGUUUCGGCCCUCUCGCACGCUGUAUCUACCGGCCAGGCAAAGCAAUGGGGUAUAUCGAACUAUACACUUGCCGACGUACAAGAGAUCCUAUCACUCUGCAAACAACACGACUGGAUUCCGCCGGCAGUUUUUCAAGGCGAAUACAAUCCCUUGAACCGCGAGGCUGAGAGCGAGUUGAUCCCCUAUCUGCACGAGCAUGGAAUCGCCUUUUACGCAUACAGUCCCGGUGCAGGAGGUGCGAUUGCGCCGACAGGCUCGAGGCUUACGGCGAAAGGGCCUGCGGGCGACCGUGUUCGACAAUUGUACGGUGGCGAGAAGAUGCAAGGGGCUAUACAGAAAGUGAGGGAUGCAGUAGACACGGCUGGCUUGAAGGGCCACGAAGCUGCAAUUCGAUGGACAGUGUGGGAUGGCGUUCUGGACGGUAAGUAUGGCGACGGCGUGAUCGUUGGCGCUAGUAGUGAAGGACAGUUGAGAGAGACCUUGGAAGCAGUAAAGAGGGGUGGUUUGAGCACUGAUGUCCGGGAUGUAGUUGGAGGCAUAUGGGGCGACAUCCAGAGCAGCAGAGCUGAGAAGGCGCAAGGCUAGCCAAUGCUCGAUAGUGGCCUCAACCGAAACCAAGUACGAAGCGCGAGGUUUUCUCAAAGACCCGAACCUACUUGGGGAGGUGAACCAAUGUCUCGUGAAGAUCGAUUAUGCUUCUAUCUACUAUAUGUAACGUCCAAGUCACUUGCUCGGCUGUGUUCGAGACAAGCAUGGAAGACAGUUUACACCAUCUAGUCAACGGGCUCCUCCUCAAGCAACAAUUUGAAACUGAACGGCUCAAACGGCACACCCUCGCCGAUGAAAUGUUUACUCAUAGCCUCGACCCAGUGCAAUCGCAAGCUGUGUAACAUGGCGGACGUACCCUCCAUGACACACAGAACAGCAAUAGUGAGCAUGAAC
Molecule: messenger RNA, 1453 nt
Organism: Exophiala viscosa
Lineage: Eukaryota; Fungi; Ascomycota; Eurotiomycetes; Chaetothyriales; Herpotrichiellaceae
Product: NADP-dependent oxidoreductase domain-containing protein
Exons: 1
Coding region: 128-1096 (322 amino acids)
Source: RefSeq, a predicted model, not a curated record